AUGGUGAUUGAGGAUGUCGAUAUAUCACCGGCAAGAGCGGCGGAUGUGGUCACGGAGACGGUUGCGAGCAAAGCGGAGCAGGCGGCAGGGCUGGGAAUUCUGCUGCAGAUCAUGAUGCUGGUGCUGGCCUUCGUGCUUGGCCAUGUCCUCCGCCGCAAGAAGAUUUACGUGGUUCCGGAGGCCAGCGCCUCCCUCCUCAUCGGCUUGCUUGUCGGCGUCCUCGCCAACAUCUCCCACACUCAGACCAGCAUCAUAGCCUGGUUCAAUUUCCACGAGGAAUUCUUCUUCCUCUUCUUGCUUCCUCCCAUAAUAUUUCAGUCUGGUUUCAGCCUCGCACCCCAACCUUUCUUCUCUAAUUUUGGAGCCAUUAUCACCUUUGCUAUAUUCGGUACCUUUCUAGCUUCUGUUGUAACUGGUGUCCUUGUUUUCCUUGGUGGAUUUAUACACCUCGUGUACGGACUACCUUUCGUUGAGUGCCUAAUGUUUGGUGCUCUUAUCUCUGCAACUGAUCCAGUUACCGUUCUCUCCAUAUUUCAGGAGCUUGGCACUGAUGUCAAUUUGUAUGCCCUGGUUUUUGGAGAGUCUGUUCUGAAUGAUGCUAUGGCUAUUUCAUUGUACAGAACAAUGUCACUGGUUAAAACUCAUCCAUCUGGACAGAACUUAUUCAUGGUGGUUGUUAGAUUCUUGGAGACUUUUGUUGGGUCGAUGUCUGCUGGUGGUGUAGUUGGAUUCAUAUCUGCUUUACUGUUUAAGUAUGCAGGAUUGAGUAUUGACAGCCUUCAGAACUUGGAGAGCUGUCUUUUUGUACUUUUCCCAUAUUUCUCGUACAUGCUUGCAGAAGGUCUUGGCUUGUCUGGUAUUGUAUCAAUAUUGUUCACGGGAAUGGUCAUGAAGCACUACACGUAUUCAAACUUGUCUAGAAGUUCUCAGAGAUUUGUCUCUUCUUUCUUCGAGUUAAUAUCAUCAUUAGCAGAGACAUUUGUAUUUAUAUACAUGGGGAUUGAUAUUGCCAUGGAGAAACAUAGCUGGUCACAUGUUGGAUUUAUUUGCUUCUCAGUUAUAUCCAUUGGAAUUGCAAGGUAUUUGAGCUCCAGUUGCUAUCAUCAUAAGCUACUAAUAACAGAGACAUUACACCAGAAAGCACUAUGGUAUAGUGGACUUCGAGGAGCAAUGGCCUUUGCCCUUGCUCUACAAUCAGUUCAUGAUCUUCCUGAAGGACAUGGGCAGACCAUAUUCACUGCAACUACAGCAAUUGUCAUGUUGACGGUAUUGCUGAUUGGUGGUUCAACAGGUACCAUGCUGGAAGCUUUAGAAGUUGUAGGUGGUGAAAUUAAUAGCAAGGAGAGCCCUUUGCCUUCAGUUGAGAUCACAAAGUUUGAGGAAAGCAAUGGCAGCUAUGUUUCUCCUCAGAAGGAAGAAUUAUCACCAGGGAGCAAAAUCAAGUUGAAGCUUCGAGAAUUAAACAGUGCUGCAUCUUUUAAAGCAUUAGAUAAGAACUACCUCACCCCAUUCUUUACAAGUCAAAACGAAGAUGAUGAAGAAGAAGAAGUGGUUGAGCUUCUGGCUUCUAGAAGUGCGGGAUUCCAUGAUCCCCAGCAAGAACAUUAUUCUCCGUGAAACUUAAGGGAACUACACGGACAUGGUCAAUGCUAUUUGAUGUUGAAUCAUGCAAUCUGUAGAGAGCUUGAUCGAUGGGAUUUGAUUGUCACAGCUCAGUGAAGGAUCAUAGGAAGUUGUAGGGUUUGUCCCGUUAGGUUGGAAGCUAAUGAUCGUAUGUCUAUGAUCUGAUCUGUCGUGAAGCUUGGAUUUCAUAAACACAAUCUAACCACACACGCAUGCUUAACUCAUCAUGACUUCAAUGCAGCAAGUUAGUGGAACAUUAGUAUCUGAUCUUUAUAUAUUGAAUAUUACAUCUUUUUUUUACGUUAUUAUUUUGCAGUUUAGGAUAAAAAUGUUAUAUACAACGAACAUGCAUG
Molecule: messenger RNA, 1976 nt
Organism: Arachis duranensis
Lineage: Eukaryota; Viridiplantae; Streptophyta; Magnoliopsida; Fabales; Fabaceae
Product: sodium/hydrogen exchanger 6-like
Exons: 20
Coding region: 1-1617 (538 amino acids)
Biological process (GO): proton transmembrane transport; sodium ion transport; regulation of pH
Cellular component (GO): membrane; endosome
Molecular function (GO): sodium:proton antiporter activity
Source: RefSeq, a predicted model, not a curated record